Molecule: messenger RNA, 3002 nt
Organism: Porites lobata
Lineage: Eukaryota; Metazoa; Cnidaria; Anthozoa; Scleractinia; Poritidae
Source: the annotation of a GenBank genome assembly
GAACGUUUGGGUGUGUCGAAAUCACCUUCAAAACUGAAUGGAAGGGAUUACAAGUUAUACAAUGGUAAUGUUGAGUGCAAGAUGUUAACUAAUAAUAAUAAAUAAUAAUGAGUCUUUAUUUCAUCAAAAGAUAAAACGACAUAUCUUAUGUUACAAUAAUAUGGAAGAUAAAAAACUAUGAUAAAAACAUCUACACAUAUAGAUAUAUUAAAAAAGUAUGUCAUUACAAUAAAUGGAGCCUAAAAAUCAACCUAUUUACAAAGGUGUUCAUAAAACUCUGUGUAUUAAUUUUCGGGCGUGCGCAGCCUUUUUUCCUAAGAUUAUGUACAUAACUCUUCUGGACAGGAAUGAUAUCUUUCAGGGGGUGGCAAUCAGUUGAUAUUAAUUUCUUUAAAAUGUUUCGGUCUUGUUUAUUUAAAAGGUUAAAAUAGUAAAUAUUACUAUUAUGAAAUAGUUAAUAAAAUAGUUAAUCCUUCUGUUGUCCCUUUUCUGAUGAAUUGUGAGGAAGAAAAUCCUACAAUCAUAAGCAAAGCAGUUCCCAUUGGAAUUCAAGACAAUGCAACAUUUGUCUUAAGCGCUGAUACUCUGGAAAACAGAAAAGAUUUGUUCUCAGACGAAAAUGGGUCGUGGACCAUGACGGGCUGUAAGGCCAAGUUUUAUAGCAUUGAAAGGGAUGAGGAUGGAAAAGUGGUUGAGCUCGACAAGGUCAACAGUCAAGCAUGUGCUGAUGUAGCAGUGAGAGGGAGAACCUACAUAUGUUCCUUCGACACCUCAUAUCACAAACACCGCGGCAAAAGGUCUACGCAUGCGCCAGGUUGAGCAUUUCCGGUCUCUUUUUCAUUCACACUUUCCAGUCAGAUCAAAGACUUCCGCGCGCUCCCGGUUUCAUUCUGUGUGCAGCGUGUGGUUCAGUUGUUCUGCUUCAUGCUGCUCGUGUUUUUGACUAUUUUGUAGUUAUUGAAAUUGCUUUUAUGGAUAACCAGGCACAGAUUCUGAAACAAUUAGUCGAUUAGAUUCAUAAAAGGUAAGAUGAUAAUAACUCUGUGUAAUUUUGGCUAGAGCGUCAGGUAAACUGAUUUUCAUUCACGAAAACGAGUUUUUGACUGUUAUUUUUCACUUAAUCCGGCUGAAACUAAGACAUAAAAAGUUAUCAUUGCAAGCUUGUGUAUUGUAGUUCUAAUUUUCAGUUCUUCAGUUUCUCAGUCUUCAUGUCUUAAAGCCGAUUCGAGCUUUAUUUGGAAAACGACAACACACAAUCGCUUUGUAGUUUUAUUUACCAGUGAGUUUUACCGUGUUUUGAAACGAAACUCUUCUGAGUUGAUUGCCAUGAAACAUAAGCUUAAUUAUAAUGUUGAGGUUGGCAGCAAGUUGACCACUCUAUUUAUUUUUUUUCAUUCUCAGAAUCAGAGAGCGAAAGCUGGUUCGAUGGCCAGGCUUUUGAAAGUCGAACUUUUCAUGCCAUGUAUCUAGCAGCUGGAAUCGUGUUUGCUUGAGAUGCAGCCGAGCCACACAGUCUGAAAUUAUUGAAGUCUUCAACCAAAGAACAACCAUGUAAAAGAAUUAAAUAGGUAUUUUCUUGAAUGAAAGUCAUUUAUAGGCAUGUUUAGUUUCCCGGCACUGAAAACUCCGUGUGUUCGUGACUGCAGUCAUCAAAGUCAAAGCUGUUAUUAAAUCCCGCCCAUCUUUUGUUUUGAGUUCUUGUUUAAAAUUAUUGAACGGACGAAAAUUUUAUUUCCUGGUUUUAGUGUUAAUGAUAAUGAUGAUGUCUUUAUUUUGGUUUCUUUCAUAAGUAUUGUUAUUCUUUUCUUAGUUAUCGCCUUCUCCCAAAUUAACUUAUGCCAAACCAGUAGCAUGCAAGAAAGCCAGUCUCGUCUUGUCGAGCGCUCUCGACCUGCAAACUUCUAACAUCAUUUUCACCGUUGGUGCAAACAAAUAACCAUGUGGUGCAAAAGUUUGACGCUAGAAAAAUAUAUAAGCUUUCGAAUGAAGUGAUUUUUUCCGCCCCCUUUUUUGUCUGUUUCUCCCUUUUUGCUUUUAAACUUGGCGCGACGGCAAUGUUACGCUUACGCAAUUGGUUUAUAUACUAGACCGGAAAUAAAAACUGACCGGAUGUUAAAUUUUGUGCUCAUGCGCAGUUCGUUUUGCCGCGGUGUUCAUAUCACAAGACAUAAUUUUUAAUCGUCCGCCCACGAGAUUUAAGAUCAAAAAGCAUGGCAAUCGUACCUCAUCCAAUAUGCCACAUAUCAGGUCGAAAGAGAGUACCGAGCUGAAAGUUGUAGAGAAAACUAAGGAAUUUGGUUUUGUUGUUAGCCAGAAAGGAGGCUGGUGGUGUUAUUGAUACCCAUGCCAUUAGUUCACUUCCACGGUACACAAAGCAGAUUGAAUACCUCACUCAAAAACCAUCUGAAAGAGUAAAAAAGGACCCACUAGCAUCUGUUGUAGAACUACAGAAAACAACUUUUCCGGGCUUUAUCCGUGAUGUAGUCUGUAAUGAUCUGCCUACUGUCAUGUUAUUCACUGACCAACAGUUGAACAAUAUCAUGAAGUUUUGCUGUCAUGAAAGGGUCAACCAGGUCUCUGAACUUGGAGUUGAUGUAACUUUUCAACUCGGUCCAUUUUAUGUCCUUGUAACAAGUUUCAAGAAAACGGUCCGUCGAGUUACGGGGGCAAACAACCACCCCUCCUGUUUAGGCCCUGUCAUGAUCUGCAUGACAAGGGAUGAAUCAACCUAUCUGUCAUUUCUUCAUUGCCUGAUUCGUGAAAAACCGAGUCUUGGCGAAUUUGUGCAUGUCACUGGCUCAGAUGACGAACGUGCUCUAACAAAUGCCCUGUCGGCUGGUUUCAGAAAUGCAUCACUUUUGUUUUGUUACAUUCAUUGCCAAAGAAAUAUUAAGGAGAAAUGUAGAAAGCUUAGUGUCUUCGUCAUUAGAGUCGCACAUUUGACAAGACCUCUUCAAACCAAAAAGUGGGUUACUCUGGUCAAGUUCACUGGAAGAGUUUAA